Molecule: messenger RNA, 1002 nt
Organism: Caenorhabditis bovis
Lineage: Eukaryota; Metazoa; Nematoda; Chromadorea; Rhabditida; Rhabditidae
Source: the annotation of a GenBank genome assembly
AUGAACACGUGGGUCCUAAUAUUGGCAUGGUGUCUUCCAUGGGUGUAUUGCGCCAAUAUGAGCUGCCUAGUCAUGCGUCCAGGGUAUGGCUUGGUUUCUGAGGAUUGUCCUUCGCACGCGGUCGGAUGUCGAAUUCGAGUUCAAAAGGAUCACAUUGAUUGGUACGAGUUUUCGCGCCUGUAUGAUAGAAAUCAGCUAGUUUGUGUUUAUCCGGAGGAAUAUAAAUCCAUGACAGGAUGCAUGCGCAAACCGUCGGGAAGCAUUCGUUGUUGGUGCGGCGGUCGCGGCGAUUGUAAUGAUCCAGAAACUAGCAGGGAUCUUUAUGAAGCGUUCACGAAUGGCGACAACGAGGCCGUUCAGAAGAUAUCCGAUUGGCUGAGAAGCGACAAAUCAGAAGAUCGCUGGAGGACGUCUAGCACCACACCGCAGCCGACAUCUCCGAAACCCACAGAGAGGGUGAACACUACCACGUCAACAACGACGACGACGUCGACAACAACAACUGAAAGACCAACGCCUAAAAAGUCUGAGAAGCGUAUUGGAACAAAGACGACAAGAAAACCGCUUUUGGGAGGAGUGCAGGCGAAACCGAAAGUUAUUAAUAUUGUGGAUAUUAGGGAUAAGAGCGAGCCUUCGGAUGAUAAUGAGAUUGACCUGGACAACAGUUUUGAAAUCACGCGUCGAAAAUUGGAAAAAGAGAUGAGGGAAGAAAAUGAGCGUCUUCGUGAAAUGCUCGCCGAUGAGGAAGUUGAGAACGCUAACGAUAUUCUUGAUGAUGAAGAGAUGGAAGACGAUCGCGAUGCUUUCGAUUCUGCCCGACUCGCCGAGGAGCGCCGUCUUCGCGAAGAGGACAUUUUGCGAAAAAUCGAGGAGGACGAAGUGAAAGCCGAAGAAAGUGCCCGUGUGAAUCGCGAAAGUCGAAAUGAGCCUGAUUUUGUGAGCCGCGCGGCCUCAACCAUUUAUGUUUUUCCCGUUUUCAUGCUUGCCUUGCUAGCCUAUUGA